AUGUCCUCAACAGAACUCUUCGGCGCCGAUAUCGCCUUCCCCCUCUGGGACUCCGAGCCCGUCGCGGGCGCCUUCGAUCUCGAGCAGCCUUCGGGCCCCAUCGACCAAGCAGUAGCGACAAAGGUCACGCGGCCAUGGCUGUUUGGCUACAAGCCCACGACGACCCCUAACGGCCGGGCGGUGGUGAUUCUCGGCGGCGGCGGCUACGUCCAGCUUAUGGUCGGACGUGAGGGCGUACAGGUUGCGAGAUGGCUGGCGGGCCUCGGCUUCGAAGCCUACGUCCUCGUCCACCGGUUCCCCACGGCCGAAUCGAGCCCUUCCGCCCCGGUAGACGAUGCCAGGCAAGCCCUUCGUCUGAUCAAGGAGAAGUCCGCCGACGGAAAGACCCUCGGCGUGUGCGGCUUGUCUUCCGGAGGACACCUCGGCGCGGCGCUCCUGGCGGAGUACCCGUCCGCCUGGUCAUCGACCGCCGGCGGGCCCGUGCCGGAGCUGGAGUUCGCCAUCCUUGGGUACGGACCCAUUUCGACCAACGCAAAGGGCCACACCAUCAUCCCCAACAAGGCCGCCCUCGAGCCUCCCGAGAAGCAGGAGUUGUACGACGUCGUCAUCCCGGAUCAGCAGCUCCGGAGCCCCGCGCCGCCGAGCUUCAUCGUGUACUCCGGAAACGACCCCAUCGUGCCCGUCGUUAAUGCGUAUCGCUUGGCGCAGGGUAUCCAGGCUGCCGAGGGCCCUGUCGAGUUGCAUGUUUUCGCGGACGCGCCCCACGGGUUUGCGUUGGACACGGUGGGAUUGCCGGUUUCGGAGUGGCCCAAGUUGUGUGAGAGCUGGUUGAAGCAGAGAGGGAUUUUGGCAUAA
Messenger RNA from Colletotrichum truncatum, 855 nucleotides. RefSeq names its product pectin acetylesterase. The record is from RefSeq and is a predicted model, not a curated record. Gene Ontology annotation, molecular function: lipase activity. NCBI's taxonomy places the organism in Eukaryota, Fungi, Ascomycota, Sordariomycetes, Glomerellales, Glomerellaceae.